Molecule: messenger RNA, 882 nt
Organism: Gloeophyllum trabeum ATCC 11539
Lineage: Eukaryota; Fungi; Basidiomycota; Agaricomycetes; Gloeophyllales; Gloeophyllaceae
Exons: 4
Source: RefSeq, a predicted model, not a curated record
UCCGACUUUCUCCUUGUUCGGUCGUCCCGAAUCAAAACAGUGAUGCGCCUCCUGAGCGGUUCAGGCUUUGACCUCUACACCGAGGAUACCGAGAACCUCACCAAUGGCAUGAGCCCUAUCGUCAGCCCCACGGGCCGCGAUGACGACGGGGAUGAAGCCGACGACUUCAACGAGGAUCGACCAAUGGAGCCGACUUCCGUACCCUCUCGACCCCCUCCCGCCAGCCGCACAUCAUCGCACUCCCCUGCAGCGACCGACGUGCAGAUCCUGGACCCAGACUUAACAUGUGUCGGCUUAGCUGACGAUGCUGCAGAGACGUGGACGCUCAAGAUAGUGAAGCUCGUCGCGUACCCGGAUCUGAUACCCGGCGUCGUCGCUCGGAAGUCUGACGACGAGCCUUAUUUCGGGACCAGGAAUAGGAACCACUCUGUAUCUGAGUCGUCGUCGUCUAAAUCUCCCUUUGACAGUACAGCUCCGAUUCCAUUCUUCUCGUUCACUCGGACGCAGGAGUCGUCGUCUCUCACGACAGACGUUAGCGUCCUUGCGCAGCUGUUCCCAGCUCCUGAACGGCACAUGGUCAUCUGCAGCGGAGAGCUGGACGUAGCCGAUCAUCCUGUUCCCCCGUCGUUUGAGGAUGCAGAGGACGAGGACGAGCAGGCAUCGCCGGAGGCGUCGUCUCUCAUGAAAUGCCUCCAGAUCGACUUGAGGAAAUACGGGCUCGACAAGCAUGGCCUGGUGAACCGAUUCUCAAGGGUGUUGGAUGAGAAUGGCGUGAACCACAUGUAUAGCAGUACUUUCAUGAGUGCUAAUUUGCUGGUGCGUGUUGUCCGGCGACCAUUCGAACGUGACUGUAGUCUAACGUUCUCAACCCGCCUUUCCUAG